AUGGAUAUCCUCGCCCAAGCAGCAGGCAGCAUCGGUGCACCCGCAGCCAUCGGCGGCGCAGCCCUUGCGCUCGCAACAGCCGCCUACGCCAAUGCGAAAUUCGGCAUCAAGGCCGACAUAGACAGCCUCAGAGAUGAAGCUGCAUUUGGUAAACGCCUUGGGCAACGGAUUGGCCAGCUGGGCGAUACCUGCACGUUGUACGCCAUGCUCAAAAGGGUUAUUGAGGUGAAUAAGCAGGGUUCGGCGGAGGCGUUGUGGUUUGAGAAUAAGACUUGGACGUAUGAUCAAUUAAAAGAUUACUCCGAUCGCCUGGCUGCUUAUAUCUAUGCCCAAGGCAUCCGGACUGGCGACUUUGUCGCAGUCUACACAACCAAUUCCCCAGAAAUGGUCUUCACAGUCUACGCUCUCUCAAAACUAGGUGUCGUCGCAGCACUGAUAAACACAAACUUGCGAGACGAGACAUUCAAACACUGUCUCAAAAUUUCCACAUCCAAACUCAUCAUUUCAACGCCCGAUCUGGCCGCAUUCGUUAAAUCGGACGACAUCCCGAGAUUUACAUUCAAUAUAUCUUCCUUUAACUCUGUUUCGGAUAUMCCAGCCGAUAUCGCACAAAUUACCGCAGAAACCCUCUUCCAAAUUUCAGCCUCAGACAUUGCAGCAAUCGCACCGGCGAAAAGAUCGCCCCCAGACCUGGCAGUGCUCAUCUACACAUCCGGCACAACAGGAAACCCCAAAGCAUGCGCAAUCCGCAAUUCCAUGACCCUCGUAGUAUCCACACCAUUACCAAAGGAUACUCGAAAUCCAUCCAAAUACUUCCCGAUGCGCAUAUACUCGUCGUUGCCUUUAUUUCAUGGCACCGCGUUUUUCGGUGGGCUAUGCUAUUCCGUGGGUAACGGGGGUACAUUAUGUCUCCGCCGGAAAUUCUCUGCAUCCCAAUUCUGGAAGGAUGUGCAUGACUCGCGUGCUACGCGAGUGCUGUACAUUGGCGAAUUAUGUCGGUAUCUACUCGCAUCUCCGCCCUCGCCGUUCGACAAGAACCACAAUUGCGUUGUGGCGUACGGUAAUGGAUUGAGAGCCGAAAUAUGGGAUAAAUUCAGUGAGCGGUUCAAUGUUGCUGAGAUUCGCGAGAUUUAUCGAUCUACAGAGGGUGUGGCGCGGUUCGAUAAUUUCUAUGGAGGAUCGUGGGGUGCGGGUGCGGUUGGGUUCCAUGGCCCGAUUAGGCGGAUGUUUGAGCAGGAUACGUACCUCAUAAAGUUUGAUCUAGAGACUGAGCAGCCGUACAGAGACCCUCAGACAGGAUUUUGUGUGAGGGUUGGUCCGGGGGAGGAAGGGGAGGCGAUUGGUAGAGUGCGAACGCGGCUGUCGUUGACGGAGUAUUUGCAUAACAAUGAAGCGACGGAGAAGAAAUUGUUGACAGAUGUGUUUGAGAAAGGGGAUCUAUUUCAGCGUAUGGGUGAUUUGUUGAUUCGUGAUCACGACGGUUGGAUCAGAUUCGGAGAUCGCGUUGGUGAUACUUUCCGUUGGAAAGGGGAGAAUGUCUCUGCGGGAGAAGUGCGAGAUCAUAUCUGUCGGAUGGAGAAUGUGCAGGAUGCCGUUGUUUAUGGAGUGAAGCUGAAAAAUUACGACGGCCAAGCAGGCGCAGCAGGCAUAACUCUCGAACGACGCACCCCUGAGACAGAGGCAGCCGCCAUAAAAAGCCUAUGGACCUUUCUCCGCUCACAAGGCGUACCGACAUACGCCAUUCCGCGACUCGUUCGCGUCACAAAAGAAGUUGCAACAGGAGUAACAUUCAAACAAGCCAAAGGCGACUUAUCAAAACGCAGCUGGGAUCCUGUCGCCGAUGGCAGCGGCGAUUCCUUGUAUUGGCUUAAUUCGGGCAAGGACGGCAAGUCCAAACAGCCGGUUUAUGAGAGAUUGGAGAGGAGUAGUUGGGAUGAGAUUGAGAGCGGGAGGGCAAAGCUAUAG
Molecule: messenger RNA, 1965 nt
Organism: Talaromyces amestolkiae
Lineage: Eukaryota; Fungi; Ascomycota; Eurotiomycetes; Eurotiales; Trichocomaceae
Exons: 4
Coding region: 1-1965 (654 amino acids)
Molecular function (GO): long-chain fatty acid-CoA ligase activity; long-chain fatty acid transmembrane transporter activity
Source: RefSeq, a predicted model, not a curated record